AGACCACUAGAUGAGAUAGAGGCUCAGGUCAUGAGUGAUUUAAGGAUGAUUUUCGCACAGAUUGAUGAAAAAUAUCUGAAGAAAAGUGUGUUGCAUUCCUCUAAUCGUCAGUUGCCCUACAGCAAAAACAUCUUACUCCAAAGAUGCAUCGAUGAUAUCCUAGAUGAGAGGACCAAAAACAUGCCAGAUGAGACUGUUGCAAAAUUAGGAGCAUCCCCAAAUCAUUCUUUUGUGAAUGACAGACAAACUAAUAUGGGAACUGCUAACAGAAAAAAUGAUGAGGAUAAAGUUGCUGCUGCUCCUGAUCUGCAUAUUGAGGCCGACAUGUCGGAUGACUCUGAUUACUCAUUGAGCUCUCAGCUGUCGGAGGACAAGAGUUCAAAUCUCUCAGAUGAUGAGGAUCUGAUUGAUGCUUCACAAGUCACAGGCAUUACUCCUAAACGAUCCAAAGAUAUUGUAUCUGGACGUAUUAUUGAAGGAGGUGUUGAGAAAGUCAGGAGACAAUCGGAUGAUAACCUGGAGAGAAGUGUGACAACAUUAAACUCUACAAUUUCACUGUUAGAAACACCUGAAGCUAUCAUUCACAGCCCAAUGAUAAAACCGCCAACACCCAAAGCUAACCAUAGAACCACAUUGAUUAAGCCACCAGCAACAUUUGGAUCACCAAUGACUUCAACUCCCAACUUUGAUCAACAUAGGCAUAAUAAACAGAACAGUAGUACUGACUUUGGUUCUAGUAGAUAUCACAAACCAAAUAACAAUAAAAUGAAUCAUAGUCAUAGCGAUAGUGAGUUUACACGUAAUAGUUCUCCACAAAACAUUGUCACAAAGAUUCCUAGUAGUGAACCCAGGAUAAAAGCAAGCAGUUUUAAACCAUUCCUAGAUAAACAAAACAAGGUCGAAGAUGAACUUCCUGAAAUGUUAGGCCCUAGAGGUACAAAAUUAUCUCCACCUUCACUUCAUAGAAAGUUCUCUGACUCUCUGUACACUCAGUCAGGGAUUUCCAUGCACAAUAGACAAACUCCUUCCAGUUUCAUAUCAUCAACGGAGAACCCCUUGAAACGAUCAUAUAAAGACAUUGACAAUGACUCCCUACCAGACCUAACUAGGAAGCGUACAGUCUCUAUAAGCCCUAUAAAGCCUCCUAAGCUAACACUACCAAACAAGGCAACUAACCUGCAAGUCACAUUCUCUCCAAAUAAAUCAGCGGCACCAGACAUUGUUAAACCAGCGAAACUUAAUUUUGGCAAUGUUUCACCAAAAAAGGUGCCAAGUCCGAAGCGUCCUAUCUUGAAUCCUGCUACUUUUAUUGGUCCACAGGGAGCUAGACAAAAAACGUUGACAAAGUUAUCAAAAAGAUUUGAUAAUAUCAGUGACCCACCCUUUGAUAACUCAGCUGAAGUUCACACACUAGGGUCAUGUGUAAAAAAGUCAUCCAAUGGGCAAGAGGAAAUAAAGGCAGACAUUGAGCCUAUUGAUAUUGGUUAUGUACCUGGUUCUACAAUAGACUUGACCAAAGCCCGAACUGAAAAUACUAUUGACUUAAGUAUAGCACAAGGUCCUACAAUUGAUUUAACAAAACACACACAAGGGCCGACAAUUGACUUAACGAAGCAUAAUCCAAAUAAUGCUAUAGCCAUUAUUACAGAAGAAAAGUUGGAAAAAGUUGAAAAAACAUUAGGACACAUGCGGGCUGGAUUGCGUGCAAUAGAACAGAUGAUAGCAGAAGAUGAGCCCCCAAAUGCACAUAAGCCCAUUCUUGAUCUGUAUCCAAACAUUCAUAGUGGACUACCAAAGAAAAAUCAAAGCAAUGAUAUGAAUCUGAUACAGUCUCCUCCAAGGAAUAAACCGCACACAGUUCCUGAUCAGUUAUAUCAAGUCCCUAAGGUGGUCAACAGGCCUAUUAUAAGACUACCAUAUGGAAGGCCUGAUCCAUACAUUGGGGUCAACAUUCCUGCUCAACCAAACAGAGCUCCUGACCCUCUCUUGAGACUAGUCAAUCCUGAAUUAAAGAAAACACCUAACAACCCAUUAGAUAGGGAUCUAAUACCUCGCCUAGUUAUAGACCCACCUGAGCAAACUAAAGAGACUCCAAAACUGCAUAAUAAUAAUAAGGUUGAAGCAAUCCUACCUACUACUGAAAAAGUUCAGCAACAACCACAUGCCACAUUUGACAAUGAAGGGUUUCAGCAUUAUGACGAGGAAGCUUUCGGCAGCUAUGUUCUGCCACCACCGCCCCCUCCAGUCACCAUAGAAACCACAAGGGAUGAGGUCCGUAAACAAAUUCUUGAAAUGUUCCCAGAUGUUGAAGUUGACUUCUUAAUCCGGUUGAUAAUGAUGCGAGGCGAACCUCCUCCUGGUGUAGAAGCACAGGCUUUCCUCAUGGAGUGGGCAUGUAACCAGUUGCUAGAAAGGCCUUACCCUAAAACUAAACCUAAAGAGAGAGUGCCAUCUUCUGCAACAGCUUCAUACACUGCAAGUGUAGACUCUGUACAGGCUGCAGAUGUGAACUACUAUUCUGAAGAUGCUGUAAAAACAGUUCUAAAUCCCAACGCUCGUAAACAGGGACUUGAUCUCAUCUCAAAUGAGUUCAGAAAGCUCUCACUGAUGGGUCUGAGACAGAUCUAUGAGGCAUUCAACAGUCAUUAUGCGGCCACACGUAAAGCUGUCAUAGAUGGGGUUGAGGCAGUUGGAUACACAUUUCUCAAAGUGGACUUACGAUAUGGGAAAUCAGAUAAAAUGAAUGCAUUUGAUGUGUCUCAAGGUUACUUAGUAUUAGUUAAUGCUGAGACCAAGACUGAGGCACCAGCUGGAACAACAUUGAAAAUACGGAUGCAAGCAGGUUCCAAUAUAUUUCUGGUACCAAUAAAGUCCCUGAAAUCAGGACGGCCACUUAAAACUAUGAGUAUGUUUGAUGAACAGCUGCUCAGGGAGGUUAGAUUUGUGAAUGGUGCUAUACAGAAGGAAGUUGAAAAAAAUGACCACAUUGUUGCUGAUAACUUGAACAAGGAGGAGUAUGAGGAGGCAGGUCAGCUGAUUGAGUGUGGCUGUUGCUAUGGAGAGGUACCAUUUGACACUAUGGUCCAGUGUUACGAUGGGCACCUUUUCUGUGAGGAGUGCCUCAGGAGAUAUGCUCAAGAAGCUGUGUUUGGUCAAGGCCAGUCCAAGUUGACAUGUAUGUCUGAUGGUUGUGAUAUGACAUUUCCAAUGGCCCAGCUCAAAAAAACUCUACCUGAUAAAACCCUUGCCAAAUAUGAGGAAAGAUGUCAAGAGGAAGCCAUUAAUCUUGCAGAUAUGGAAAACCUAGUAAGGUGUCCUGCUCCUGAAUGUGAUUUUGCUGCACUUAUGGAUGAAGGUGACAAAGUAUUCAAAUGUCAGAAUUCCAGCUGUAUGAAGGAGUGUUGCCGCUACUGUAAGACUGACUGGAAAGAGCAUUUUGGAAUUCCUUGCAAUGAAAUAGAGAAAACAGAUGAAACCAAGAUUAGGUUAAAGUUUGAGGAGCAGAUGACAGCUGCUAAAGUUAGAUCAUGCCACAAGUGUAAAACGGGUAUAACAAAGUCUGAUGGGUGUAACAAGAUGACAUGCAGAUGUGGUGCUAAGAUGUGUUAUAUAUGCAGGGCUCCUAAUAUUGAUUAUAAUCAUUUCUGCCGACACAUGAGGGAGCCUGGCAAGAAAUGUGCUCAGUGUACCGCAUGCUCUUUGUGGACAAAUCCAGAAGAGGAUGAUGAGCGUGCUGUGAAGCAGAUAAAAGAAGAUGCAGAAAAAGCCAGGAAGGCAGAAGGUUAUACAGAUGACAAGUUGAUAGGGGCUCCUGAAGAACCAGCUGCCAAGAAACGAAAGUCAAACGGGAAUCGUGUAGGGAACAAAGCCCUAUAUGCAUACAUAAAAUAUAUUGAUUGUGAAGAAGAGUCUGCUACCAACAUAUGGAUAAAGGUGAUGUUUGAGACCAAAAAAAACGGCGAGUGGUUUAUGUUGGCUAUUUCCAAAGCAACAACAUGUAUGCAUGUCAAUACAAGGAUUGCCAUUGCGCAUGUUCAUUUGUUGCACAAUACAACACAGAAAAAGCAAGCAGGAUCAAAGAUUAUUAAUUGA
Molecule: messenger RNA, 4092 nt
Organism: Owenia fusiformis
Lineage: Eukaryota; Metazoa; Annelida; Polychaeta; Sabellida; Oweniidae
Source: the annotation of a GenBank genome assembly